GAAGAUACUAGUAUAUAAAUACCAAGCAAAAAAUCUUUUUUGCAAAUUGGAGAGAUAUACUUGCGUUGUAGAGUAAAAAUUAGUGCAUAAAAAGACCAUGCAACAGACAGGAUGUUUCUUUGGAAUUUUGCUUCUCGCCAACGUGGUCCUCGUUGUUUUUUCCUGUAGUUGUAUCAUGCAAAAUCCCUUCAACGGUUUCUGCGAAUCCGAAAAUGUUCUCGUUGUGAAAGCUUUGGAAUUAAUUGAGCAUGAACGGAUGAAUUCAUACAGGGCAGAAAUUUUGAAAGUAUUCAAGUCGAGAGAACCAUUGACAAGAAACACAACAACUAUAAAUACAGCAAAAUAUGGAAGCCUUUGUGGAACAUCCCUACCAUUAAAUGUACCAAUGAUGAUAUCACCCACUGGAGGUGGGAAUGGUGGGUCUGAGUUCCAGAUUGGAUUGUGUGACGCAAUAAGAAUGAAGUACAGUGAACAACUUGAAAACUUCGGAGACGAUUUAGAUUGUAGUUGUAGGGUUGUGCUGAAGUGGGACUUAAUGUUUAUGGAUGAAGAAUAA
Molecule: messenger RNA, 556 nt
Organism: Saccostrea cuccullata (small rock oyster)
Lineage: Eukaryota; Metazoa; Mollusca; Bivalvia; Ostreida; Ostreidae
Product: metalloproteinase inhibitor 2-like
Exons: 6
Coding region: 98-556 (152 amino acids)
Biological process (GO): negative regulation of endopeptidase activity; negative regulation of membrane protein ectodomain proteolysis
Cellular component (GO): extracellular matrix
Molecular function (GO): metalloendopeptidase inhibitor activity; protease binding
Source: RefSeq, a predicted model, not a curated record